Messenger RNA from Rhagoletis pomonella (apple maggot), 857 nucleotides. RefSeq names its product protein ALP1-like. NCBI's taxonomy places the organism in Eukaryota, Metazoa, Arthropoda, Insecta, Diptera, Tephritidae. The transcript is spliced from 3 exons. The record is from RefSeq and is a predicted model, not a curated record. Bases 30 to 857 code for a protein of 275 amino acids.
ACGAGGAGCAAUUCAAGAAAUCAUUACGAAUGCCCCUUUCACUGUUCAACGUAUUGCACGAAUUGCUGGAGAAUUCAUUAAAAAAACAUUCAAUCAGGACUCCAAUAUCUUCCCAAUGCAGAUUAUUUAUAACACUAUUAUAUUUGGCUCACGGUGGUACCCGACAAUUUCAUACGCUCGUACAUAGAAUGGGAUUAACCACAUUCAGAAGAAUAACACUUGAAACAUGUGAGGUAAUAUGGAAUUCGCUGUCAGAACUUUAUGUAACGACACCUACCGAAACGGAGUGGAUACGUAUUGCAAAUGAAUUUAAAUUAAUGUGGAAUAUGCCCAACUGCAUCGGCGCCAUAGAUGGAAAGCACAUCAACAUAACUUGCCCUUCGAACUCAGGUUCGAUGUUUUAUAAUUAUAAAGGCAAUUACAGUAUCGUACUUAUGGCAAUAUGUGACGCCAACUAUACGUUUACAUGUGUUGAUAUUGGGGCAUACGGCAGCCAAAGCGAUGGCGGUAUUUUCCAAUUUUCGAAAAUUUCGGAAGCUAUCGAAAAUAACUCUCUCAAUAUUCCGAAAGACUGUCCAUUACCGGGAGAAUUGGAGCCAUUCCCCCACUAUAUAGUUGGUGACGCAGCAUUUCCUCUGCGUCGGUAUUUAAUGAGGCCUUACCCGGGUAGAGCUAUACAACCGGAGCAGGAAUAUUUUAAUAAAAGGCUUUCUCGUGCACUGAUCGAAGCAAAGCAAGCAAAGCCAGCUUGCAUUGGGCCAGCACCUUUAGAGUUUUCAGUUAGUUAUAGACAUUCACCACAGGGACGUAUGCUGCUACACUAUACUGGCAACCCAGUGGGAAAAUGUAAUGUAUAG